Canis lupus familiaris (dog) is the source of this 2068-nucleotide messenger RNA. It is a transcript of the gene TBPL2, whose product is annotated as TATA-box binding protein like 2. Gene Ontology annotation, molecular function: RNA polymerase II general transcription initiation factor activity; DNA binding. Lineage: Eukaryota; Metazoa; Chordata; Mammalia; Carnivora; Canidae. The coding region runs from base 1 to 1542 and encodes 513 amino acids. The record is from RefSeq and is a predicted model, not a curated record. Gene Ontology annotation, biological process: DNA-templated transcription initiation. The transcript has 8 exons.
AUGCGUUCCCUUCUCACGCUGCGGACACCGAGACUUCGUCCUUCUGGGAGGCAGAGGCCGCACUGGUGGGUCCGGAAGGAAAUCUCCAGAUCCGCGGAGUCGGGGUCGGGUCGGGUGUGCUGCACCCCGGGGAGGCCCCUUCCCUCGGGUCUCCCUCCGGGCACCUCCCCUGCUCCCCUCUUCCCCGGGGCCGAGCUCGGCGCCCCUCUCCGGCUGCGCACUGGGGUCGCGCAGUCCGCGCGGGCGGGGCGGGGAGGGGCGGGGGGGGGAGGGAGACCCGGGCCAGGCCCCCCGCCGCCCCCGCCCCCGCCCCCGCCCCCGCCGCAUAAAGGGCUCGUGCGCCGCCGCUGCUCCGGUCCCCUGGGCGCUGCCCUCCCGGCGCUUCUGACUGUGGGGCCUCCACCCAUGGACGAGGAGCGGACGGACCUGGAGCUCUACCUGGACCAGUGCUUCGCCCAGGUGGGCCAGGCGGUCUCCAUCCUGAAGUGGAAACGUAGAAGCUUCGAGAGGGGAGUUAACCUGCACGGCGGCCAGCCAGGCGUGAAACCUGUGGCCUGGGGCGGUGUGACUCCUGGGCCACGGUUACCACUGCUCAGCCCAGUUGUACCUGAUGAUGUGUACAUGCCUAAUUCAUCCAAUCCAAAGAUGGUGUUUAAUUCACAUCUUGAAGAAGUCAAAGAAACACCUGGCCAUUUCUCAUCUGUGGAUCUUAGCUUCCUACCGGAUGAACUUACCCAAGAAAAUAAAGACCAGAGUGUUAUUAGAAGCAAGCAUGAAAUUGAAGAAAAUUGUAAAACUCAAAGUCAGCAAAGUAGUUUGUCAUUACCCAGAGAACAGGACAUUGGUCUGGGCUUAAUAGGCAGCAGCAGUUUGUUGAAUUCCCAUUCACACCUGUACCCUGCUGAUGCUGACUCGGUCCAGCCCUCUCUUGAGAAACCAAACUCUAUGCCUCUGGUGUCUAUAACUCCCAUGACACCAAUGACCCCCGUUUCAGAAUGUUCUGGAAUUGUGCCUCAACUACAGAAUAUAGUUUCCACUGUAAACCUGGCCUGUAAAUUGGAUCUGAAGAAAAUAGCUUUGCAUGCAAAAAAUGCAGAGUAUAACCCUAAGAGGUUUGCUGCUGUCAUAAUGAGGAUCCGAGAGCCCAGAACGACAGCCCUCAUAUUUAGUUCUGGGAAAAUGGUCUGCACAGGAGCCAAAAGUGAAGAGCAGUCUCGACUCGCAGCGAGGAAGUAUGCUCGUGUGGUGCAGAAGCUGGGGUUCCCAGCCAGAUUCCUCGAUUUUAAAAUUCAGAACAUGGUUGGAAGCUGUGAUGUGAGAUUUGCCAUCAGUCUGGAAGGUUUGGUGUUAACUCACCAGCAGUUCAGUAGUUAUGAACCUGAACUGUUUCCUGGCCUUAUUUAUAGAAUGGUAAAACCACGAAUUGUGUUGCUUAUCUUUGUAUCUGGGAAAGUUGUGUUAACAGGUGCCAAAGAACGUUCUGAGAUCUAUGAAGCAUUUGAAAACAUCUAUCCUAUUUUAAAGGGUUUUAAAAAAGCCUGAGUAUGUCAUUCAGCAUCUCACAUUAUAUUGAUUUGAGUGUGCAUAACUCCACACAAACCAUUGUACUGUAGAUUUCUCAUGCAGAUUUUGACUUUAUUUGUUAAAGGAUGAUCCUGUGAGGAUCCAUGCCUAAGAACUGAAGAAAUUUCUUUUUCAAAAUGACACGUUAUUUUAAAAACCGAAAAAGUAAACAUUUCAGAAUUUGCUUUAGGGCCUUGCUAGAAUGAUAUUUAAUGUUUAAUCAUUAAAAUGUAAUGCUCUGCUCUUGUAAAAGAUGUAGUCUAUUAACAUGUGUUCUCUGAAAAUACCUAGGAAUAUACAGAAAUUUCAGAUAACUACAUCAAAUAGAUUCUAUCUGCAUCAUCAUCUAGCAGGAUAGAAGUGAAUGUGUUUGUUUUUGCCUUUUAAAAUAUUGAGGAGAUGGUCCUGGCCAUUAGAUACAGGCACCUUGAAGGAUCCCGUCAGAAUACAAAUGAAACAUAAACGUCUGAAACCUUAAGACAAACUAUCCUUUUGUUUGAAAUGA